Molecule: messenger RNA, 2722 nt
Organism: Haplochromis burtoni (Burton's mouthbrooder)
Lineage: Eukaryota; Metazoa; Chordata; Actinopteri; Cichliformes; Cichlidae
Gene: sumo3a
Product: small ubiquitin like modifier 3a
Exons: 3
Coding region: 131-505 (124 amino acids)
Biological process (GO): protein sumoylation
Cellular component (GO): nucleus
Molecular function (GO): protein tag activity; ubiquitin-like protein ligase binding
Source: RefSeq, a predicted model, not a curated record
CUUAUUUGCAGCAACGGUCUGAAGCGCGCACCCGUUAGCAGGGCAGAGGAGAGGACAGAAGGCGGCAGAAAGACAAAUAAAGCCGAACUAGCAGAUUAUUCUGUAAACUGCAACGCGAAAUCCUGCGGAGAUGUCAGAGGAAAAGCCAAAGGAAGGCGUAAAGACUGAGAAUGACCACAUCAACCUCAAGGUUGCAGGGCAGGAUGGGUCGGUGGUUCAGUUUAAAAUAAAAAGGCACACACCUCUCAGUAAACUAAUGAAGGCAUACUGUGAACGACAGGUAAGCUGCUGUAAGUUCUUAAGCAGCAUGAUUACUUGCACACUUAACUUUGCUGUUCUUUUAACGAAAAGCCGGCAUCUUCAUCUGCAGGGUCUCUCAAUAAGGCAGAUCAGGUUCAGGUUUGAUGGCCAGCCGAUCAAUGAGACGGAUACGCCUGCACAGCUGGAAAUGGAAGAUGAAGACACCAUAGAUGUUUUCCAGCAGCAGACAGGCGGCCAUUGCUAAGCUCUACCCACCUCAUUGACGGCCACCCUCAGACAACGCCCUCAACCAUCUCACUGUCCAUCCCUUCCCCACCACUCCCCUCAUAUUAUUAUUAUUAUUAUUAUUAUUAUUAUUAUUAUUAUUAUUAUUAUUAUUAUUAUUCUUUCAGUUUAAAGAUGUCUGUCAUGGUUUUCGUCAGGUGUGGGCGGGGGGCCUCUUUGGCUGUUUAUGUGCUGUCUCAGUCAGGACUGAACUUUUGUGUGUCAACAGUCUCUCUGCUGGCCAAUCAGGACACAGAUUUCCUUCUGGCACCGCUGGCUGUGAUUGGACCAACAACUCAUCACAGCUGUUCCUGGUUUGUCACUGCUUUUGGUUCACUGUGCAGUGAAAGCUUAGUAUCCAGUAGUUUGUCACUGUUUUCAUCCAUCAGGGUUGAAUGCGAGGCUCUGCAAGUGUUUUGUCCAGGGGUCACUGUCAGUGGGCAUAAAAAUGGUUUGAAGUUGAAGCACUAUCUGAACAUAAUACACACAUGCUUCCCAUUUCACAUUGCUUUUCUGUGUGUUUGUUGUCUGAAUGGUGACUCGUUUUUUUGUUUGUUUUUGUUUUGUUAAAUGAAUUUUAAUUCUUUGCAUUUUAGGUGCUUCUGCAAUGUUUCUUUUCUUUUGUAAAUGUUAUUUUUUGUUUUUUCGUCUGUCAUUUUAAACAUUAACACCCAUGGGGCAUAUGGUCGACAUUUUUCCCCCUCCUGUACAGCAGUAUCAGAAUGGGUGUUAGAUAAAUGUUGUGGGACUUGGACCAAUACUCCAAAAACAGAACGUCUGCUUCAUAUUUGACGUGCUUCUCUUUAAAAAGCCAACUUCAAGGUGAAAACUGUCACAUUUAAAGGCAUUUAUAUUGCAUCAGUGUUUGCUUCCUCUUAGAUGGCUACUCAGUGCGUGACUGUGGGUGUCUGCGGUACAGAUGGAUAUAUGCUUAUGCAGAAAUGCUUGUUUCAGGGGAAAGAAUUCAUCUAUAUCACAGAAGUGCAUCCACGGUGUAAGCUGGUCGGCGUUUGAUUGUGUAAAGAAUCUCUUGGUGCAAAAUACAUAACAUUUUUCUUUUCGGUUCUGUUUUUUUCCAAAGUGGACUAGUGACCAGUCCUUGUGAUGAUCUCAAAAGCAGGUCUGCUUGUUGUAGAGGGUGGACUGUGAGUGGGAAUAACUGAAAGGUUCCUGAAUGUUUUGUUUUUUUUAGGUCAGGUGUCUCAUCCCCUGUAUUGCCCUAGCACAAGUAAGCCAACGGGAACACUGAGUUUUAGAUGUGCUUUGAAGAGGAGCAGGUUCAAGUUUGAGCAAGGGUAUCCAGCAAAAGUUGGAUUGUCUUUGCUAAAAGACACCAAUGACACUUUUCACUACUGUGCCAGCUGCUGAGAUGCUGUCUGCUUGUGUGUUGUUACAGUGGCAGUCUUUCAAGUGGUGAUGAGCGUCUUUCACUAUUUUUACAUUCUGGAGAGUGAAGCAUGCAGUUCGUUUCAUAUCAGGAGGUCAGCCAUUGGAGUUUGGGAGACAAGUGUUCUGUACCUACAGGGCCCCGUUCUUCGUAUGUGGGUAACCAAAUGAUCUUUGAAUGUAAAUAGUCUGAAAUGAGCUAGGAUUUCUUUUUCCCCCUUUCCUCCCCCCAGUUCAGCCACGGUUCAUUAAGCUCAAAUCCUGAAAAGAAAAACCCAGCUUUUUUUGAAGUUAGUUGGAUUCAAGUUAUUAGAAAAGGUUGCACCUUUCAAAGUUAAAAACACACUGCAACAAAAUGAAAUGUAGGUUUUAAUACGUGCUUUAAAAACUGUCUGAACAUUUUCAGCUACUACAGUAAAUGUUUUUCAUCUUUUAUAUGAAUAGUUAAGAGUUGGUGCCAGUACUGAGAAAUGAAACCUUAUUUCCUUGCACAGCCAUCAGUAAGCAUCUGUCAAUAUUGUAUUGCACAGAGAAAUGUUGAGUGUUUGUGCGACAUGCAUCUGCACAAGCCAGUCAGCAAUCAUGAUUCCAGCUUUCGUCACACAAAGUAAGAGCACACUUUACGAUGCCAACAAGCAGCCUUCCGCUCGCAUUUCAAGAACCCAGUGAGCUGGACAAAGGUCAGCUGAGCUAAACUGUAAAGUACGAAGAACGGGGACCAGGUCUUGUCAUGUUAUGUUUUCUCUACUGAUUUGUACAUUAUUUGUGGUCUUUUACUACUGUAUACAAUAAAUAUAGUUUGGUACUCAGA